Lodderomyces orthopsilosis Co 90-125 is the source of this 1428-nucleotide messenger RNA. RefSeq lists its product as uncharacterized. Gene Ontology annotation, molecular function: RNA 7-methylguanosine cap binding; translation initiation factor activity. The transcript has a single exon. NCBI's taxonomy places the organism in Eukaryota, Fungi, Ascomycota, Pichiomycetes, Serinales, Debaryomycetaceae. Bases 1 to 1428 code for a protein of 475 amino acids. Gene Ontology annotation, biological process: translational initiation. Gene Ontology annotation, cellular component: eukaryotic translation initiation factor 4F complex; cytoplasm. The record is from RefSeq and is a predicted model, not a curated record.
AUGUCUGAUAAUUUAAAAAGAGCUGAGUCAUUAUUCAAUAGAAUAAUGAACCAGAAUGCCGAUUCGUCAGUUAGUUCAUCGCCAUCUUCAACACCUGUUCAAAGCUUCCAAUCGUCGUUUCCACCAAGAUCGAAAUUUCAUCAUAGUAAUCACAGCAGUAGUAACAGUCAAGUGAGUGAGAGUGGAACCGGUAACAAUGAACAACAUCUGCAUCUGCAACACCAUUCUGGUCAUAGUUCCCACCAUCAUCAACAAGGUUCUAGUGGACAUAUGCCAUCACAAGAAUUGGCUAAAUUGCCUAAAUUGGAUGUGGCUAAAUUGACUGAAGAAGCAUUGGCAACGGUAUCAGAAAACGAUCAUGUUUUGCCCUAUUGUUGGACUGUAUGGCAUCAUUCUAGGAAUAAAAAACAACAAUUGCAACUACAUCAACAACAGCAACAUCCACAAGAGUUAAGUACGACUGACUCUGCAACGGCAACUACUACCACUGAUGGCAAUAAUUCCACCACAUUGCAGCAACCAGGUGUUGAUACAUAUUUACAAACUACAAAUCAAUUACAAUUUACAGAUUUAAAUAAUAAAUCAACUACGAUUUCCCAUAUUGCAUCAAUUGAACAAAUGUGGACAAUGUUAACAUCAAUCAAGACCAGUUUUAAUUUAAAUAUUGGUACUGAGUUUCUUAUUUUCAAGAUUGGUGUGAAUCCAGUUUGGGAAGAUCCUUUAAACGCUAAAGGAGGUCGUUGGAUAUUUCGAUUUAGUAGAAAGGCACAAGAUCAUCAUCAUCAUCAUCAUCAAAAUAGAAAAGAUGCAACUACAAUAAGUGAUGCAUCGUUGGCUUCUCAAACACAGUCAAUUGAUAAAUUAAGGAAAAGAUCAGCAUUGAUUUGGGAAAGAAUAGUGAUUAAGAUUUUGACAGGUAAUUUCAUACCUUUGACUCAUGCUGCUGAAAUUCAAAAUGUAUUACAUAAUGAUAUAUGUGGGAUUGUGUUGAGUGUACGCAAAGAUGAAGAUAUAAUAUCUGUUUGGAACUCCAACUUGAACUUUAAAAAACAACAGCAACAGCAACAGCAAGGUGUAGCAGAGGGCAAUAAGAAACCAUUAACUCCAUUCCAAGCAAGACGUAUCAUAUGCGAUGCGAUAUUGAGAGUAAUUAGAGAAUGUGAUGAGAUUUUACUGGGAGCUGAUUCUAUCAAGACUGUUGAUAGCGGAUCAAACGAACGUGUUGGUGGUGUUAGUUUUGAAUAUAGAUUACAUGUCGAAUCACCAUUGAAUAUGGAAGGAAAGGGAGAAAGAAAGUCUAGGUACGGAGGUGGAAAGUAUACCAGACUGAAUAAUUCUAAUAACAAUAAUAACAACAACAACAAUAACAAUAACAAUAACAAUGAUCAUAAUAGUAACGGUGCUAGUGGUAGAGUAACAAAGGACUAG